UCUCUCUCUCACUCUCUCACACACACACACACACACACACACACACACACACACGCACAUAAACUUGGAGAUGGCUUCUCUUUUACUUCUGUUGGUGUUGCCGUCUGCAUGGAUCGGUACUUGUCACUGAUGCUUUUGGCUUCUGUGUUCGCCUGCUGUUUCUGAAAUGGGGUUCAGCUUUCCACGAGUGUUCUGUCGUGCUGUAAAGCUUUCGAGUUAGGCUCGGUUUUGGUAAGGAUCGACCACAAAAACAUGUGAUCUCGUGAAGAGAGGCUGUUUAGCUUCUUUUCAUUACAUAGGGGAAGGGGGGGUUUGGUGAGUGGAAAAUGUUGACCUUCGUCGUUCGUCCGUAGCCUUCAUGUGCCGGAAAGAUUCUUGCUACCUCAUUAUUCUGCUCGCUCGAUGCGAACUCGUGGAGGUCUAGCAACUUUUAGAUUCUUGCCUGGUACAAGAAGUUGGUGCCGAGUCGCCUUCCCAUGGACCAAAAGCUUUUAGAUGGAACCCCGUCAUGUUCUUAAAUAGUUGCUUCGGUUUCAGAUCCAGUGUGGGGUGUGAAUGAUAUCCAGCAUCAUCCUACCUUCAUCGGUCGCCAAUUUAUGGUGUCUGCUGCUUGAAUGUUUGCGUUAGGAUCAGCCAUGGAGUUGGCUGCUCGACUGGGCAUCGAGGACUUGAAGCAUAAGCUUCUGUGUGCGACGUCGGAGCUGGAAGCGCUGCGGGCCAAUGCCAAGGAGGAGAUACGGAAGAGCGAGGAGAACAUCGAACAGUUGAUCCACCACCUCCAAGUGAUCACCCACGAACGAGACGUGGCGAGGGAUCAGCUGCAGCUUGUCCUCAACAAGAUCACGCUGCCUGACAGCCCGCAGAUGAGGCAAGCGAGAGGGAGUAGCAGCCUCACCGAGUCCGAUAGCCUCUCGGGGGCUCCCAACCACCAUUCUUACGGCGCAUCUCCCGUCGAUUCCUUCUUCGACAACGUGGGUUCUCCAGAACUGUCGAGCAUGGGCAGACCACAGCGGCAAGCCUCUCAGAGCAGCCCCAACUACGACCGGGCAUCCGCAGUGGUCGAUGGCCUUGCGAUGAGGAAGCCAUUGCCACGCAAGGGGAAGCUGCUGCAAGCGGUUCUGGAAGCAGGUCCUCUGCUGCAGACCCUUCUCCUCGCAGGGCCGCUCCCUCAGUGGCGCAAUCCUCCACCGCUGCAACCAUUUCAAGUUCCUCCCAUGGCCGUCAAACUCCACAACGCUUCACCGCCCAACCAAAAACCUGCAGUGAACGCAAGCAGCAAUUUGGCUUACGCUUCUCCUCCGAACGCAUUUUACCGUGACACCCACGUUUACGGCCUGGCCGUGUCGAAUACAACACCGAAGAGACCGACGACCUCGCAAUGUCUGAAAGGCUUCGAGGAGCCGAGGAUGAAGAGACAAAAGACUCAAUGUAUGUGAAGGAGAUGGUGUUGGCGUAGUUAGGAACCCAUAUAGUCUUGAGAUUACAGUUCAUGUCGUGUGUUCUGUCAUGUUCACGAUGUAAAGAGCAGGAUUUUGUGUUUCCUUA
Molecule: messenger RNA, 1545 nt
Organism: Musa acuminata AAA Group (dessert banana)
Lineage: Eukaryota; Viridiplantae; Streptophyta; Magnoliopsida; Zingiberales; Musaceae
Exons: 2
Coding region: 615-1436 (273 amino acids)
Source: RefSeq, a predicted model, not a curated record